AUGUUUUCAUUCUUACAUCUUUCUUUAUCUUCUUUAUUAGUUUUCUUUUCUUUUUUUCUUCCUCAAAUGUCAUUCAUUCAUUCAUAUUUUCUUUUUUUUUAUAAAUGUUUUUCAUUCUUACAUCUUUCUUUAUCUUUCUUCCUUAUUAGUUUUUUCUUUUUUUUUCUUCCUCAAAUGUCAUUCAUUCAUAUUUUCUUUCUUUUUAUAAAAUUUUUCUUUUCUUUUUUUCUUCCUCAAAUGUCAUUCAUUCAUUCAUAUUUUCUUUCUUUUUAUAAAAUGUUUUUCAUUCUUACAUUUUCAGUUUUCUUUUCUUUUUUCCUCAAAUUAUUUUUUCAUUCAUUUUUUUUUCUUUUUAUAAAUAUUUAUUUUCAUCUUUUUCUUUCUUUCAUAUUUUUUUUCCUUAUGUUUUUAUUUUUCUUUUCUUUUUUUUUUUCUUUCUUUCUUUUAGUAGUUUUCUUUUUUUUUUUUCUUUAUAAAAUUCAUUUUCAUUUUUCUCUUUCUUUUUUUAUAAAAUGUUUUUCAUUCUUACAUCUUUCUUUAUCUUUCUUCCUUAUUAGUUUUUCUUUUCUUUUUUUUCUUCCUCAAAUGUCAUUCAUUCAUUCAUAUUUUCUCAUUCUUUUUAUAAAAUGUUUUUCAUUCUUACAUCUUUCUUUAUCUUUCUUCCUUAUUAUUUUUCUUUUCUUUUUUCUUCCUCAAAUGUCAUUCAUUCAUUCAUAUUUUCUUUUUUUUUAUAAAUGUUUUCAUUUUACAUCUUUCUUUUCUUCUUCCUUAUUAGUUUUUCUUUUCUUUUUUUUCUUCCUCAAAUGUCAUUCAUUCAUUCAUAUUUUCUCUUUUUUUUAUAAAAUUUUUUUCUUUUCUUUUUUCUUCCUCAAAUGUCAUUCAUUCAUUCAUAUUUUUUCUUUCUUUUUUAAAAUAUUUUUCAUUCUUACACUUUUAUCUUUCUUAUUAGUUCUUUCUUCUUUUCUUUUUUUUUUCUUCCUCAAAUUUUUCUUUUCUUUUUCUUUUUUUUUUUUUAAAUUCAUUUUUUCUUUCAUAUUUUUUAUAAAAUGUUUUCAUUCUUACAUCUUUCUUUUAUCUUUUCUUCCUUAUUUUUUUUUCUUUUUUUUUUCUUCCUCAAAUGUCAUUUCAUUCUUUUUUAUAAAAUAUUUUCAUUCUUACAUCUUUCUUUAUCUUUUCUUCCAUAUUAGUUUUUUUUCUUUUUUCUUGCUCAAAUGUCAUUCAUUCAUUCAUAUUUUCUCUUUCUUUUUUAUAAAUUUUUUUCUUUUCUUUUCUUCCUCAAAUGUCAUUCAUUCAUUCUCUUUCUUUCUAUUAAUUAUCUUUCUUUAUCACCCUUCCUUAGUUUUUAAUUUCUCUUUUUUUCUUCCUCACGUGUCAUUCAUUGAUUCUUUCUUACUUUCUCUUUCUUUUUAUGAAAUAUGCUUUUUAUUCUUACAUCUUUCUUUAACUUAUUUCCUUAUUAGAUUGUUUUUCUUUUUUCUUCCUCACAUGUCAUUCAUUCAUUCUUUCUCUUUCUUUCUACUAAAUAUCUUUCAUUCUUAUAUCUUUCUUUAUUUUCCUUCCUGA
Acanthosepion pharaonis is the source of this 1563-nucleotide messenger RNA. Lineage: Eukaryota; Metazoa; Mollusca; Cephalopoda; Sepiida; Sepiidae. The record is from the annotation of a GenBank genome assembly.